Molecule: messenger RNA, 2450 nt
Organism: Carassius auratus (goldfish)
Lineage: Eukaryota; Metazoa; Chordata; Actinopteri; Cypriniformes; Cyprinidae
Product: TOM1-like protein 2
Exons: 16
Coding region: 32-1639 (535 amino acids)
Biological process (GO): signal transduction
Cellular component (GO): membrane; endosome
Molecular function (GO): phosphatidylinositol binding; clathrin binding; ubiquitin binding
Source: RefSeq, a predicted model, not a curated record
CUCGCUGACUUUCUCUGCUGUUGUCAUCAAGAUGGAGUUCUUGUUGGGGAAUCCGUACAGCUCUCCCGUCGGACAGUGCAUUGAAAAAGCCACAGAUGGCUCCCUGCAGAAUGAAGACUGGACGCUCAACAUGGAGAUCUGUGACAUCAUUAAUGAGACCGAGGAAGGGCCCAAAGAUGCCAUGCGUGCGUUGAAGAAGAGACUCAACGGCAACAGAAACUUCCGUGAAGUGAUGCUGGCUCUAACCGUUCUGGAGACUUGUGUGAAAAACUGCGGCCACCGUUUUCACAUCCACGUCACCAGCAGAGACUUCAUCGAAGGUGUUUUGGUGAAGAUCAUCUCUCCGAAGACUAACCCUCCUGCUAUAGUACAGGACAAAGUGCUGGCACUGAUUCAGGCUUGGGCCGAUGCGUUCCGGAGUAGCCCAGACCUCACUGGAGUCGUGCACAUUUACGAGGAGCUCAAGAGGAAAGGAAUCGAGUUUCCCAUGGCAGACCUGGACACUUUGUCGCCCAUCCACACACCGCAGCGGGGAGUCCCAGAGGUAGAUCCAGGCACACACAUAUACAGAGCGCCCUCGCAGCCCAACACAGCACCUCAGGCGGCUGCAACAGCUGACUUCAACCCCAUCCAAAUCCCAUCAGUACCAGGACCCAUCACAGCAACCCCAGAGCAGAUCGCAAGGCUGAGAAGUGAACUGGACGUCGUGCGUGGGAAUAUUAAAGUGAUGUCGGAGAUGCUGACAGAGAUGGUGCCUGGCCAAGAAGACGCCUCUGAUCUCGAGCUACUCCAGGAGCUGAACAGGACGUGUCGAGCCAUGCAGCACAGGAUAGUGGAGCUCAUCUCUCGCGUGUCUAAUGAAGAGGUCACCGAAGAGCUGCUGCACAUCAACGAUGAUUUAAACAACAUCUUCCUGCGCUACGAGAGGUAUGAGAGAUACAGAGUAGGCAGAGCAGCACAGAACAACGGGGUGCCGAAUGAGGCUUCAGAGGAGGAUAAUCUGAUAGAUCUGUGCCCUGGUUCUCCAGCAGUGGUCACUCCUGGGGUCAGCGCUACACCCUCUCAUCCACCCACAUCCACCCUGCAGCCUCCUCCUCCUGCUGCAUCUCUCUCCACACAGCUGGCAGGACUGGAAGUGGGUGCAGACAGCGUCAGCCGGACCCUCAGCUCUCUGACCGCUCUCAACCCUCAGGACGACUUUGACAUGUUCGCCCACACCAGGUCCAGCUCUCUGGCUGACCAGCGCAAAAACGUUAAAUACGAGGAGCCUCAGGCUCUGGUGGGCCUGGCGUCUGCUUUAGACAUCAGACAGCAUAAUGCCACUGACCCGAAUGUAAAAGGUCCCAACGCUGAGUUGGAGCCCAUAGACAGCUGGCUCAUUACCCAAGGAAUGAUCCCCGUAUCGCAGUCCUCUGUCAUGGAUGACAUUGAGGAGUGGCUCUGUGCCGAUGUGAAGGGUGAAGAGGCCGAGGAAGGAGUCACGAGCGAAGAGUUCGACAAGUUCUUAGAGCGACGGGCCAAAAGCGCAGACAAGGCUUUAGCGUUGGCCCCUGCUGGAGAGCCCAGAGCUGCCCUGAGCACGUCUAGCAGCAGCCGCAGGAAGACACCGCAGACCGAGGACAAUCUCUUUGCCUUGUAGUACAGUGACGGGACAGAGGAUCACACCUUCAAAACGCUUGCUGUUCCUUUACAAACCUCCUGAAUGUGUCUUAUGUUCCCCGCACUGUGAGAAUCCAGCUUCAUGACAGCUAUAACCAGUCAAGCGAUGGCUUGAGCAAACAUGUAGCCUAAAUAAUUCUGUCUAGAGAGCCUGUUUGUUUGAUUCAUGUCGAAUGGAGUUUGGUUUUCUGUCGAAUGGAAAUUGGUUUCGUAUUUAUCGCUCGUUGAUGAACUAACGCUCUUAACGUUUGUCAUUGCAUGAGGUUCCCGUUCUGUGAGGUAUUCAUUGUGGCCGGUUCUUCUGUAGCGGUGAGUCAGCUGUGGAUUGUGGCUCGGCCUGUCUCUGUGGUAAACAGAGAGGCUCUGCUACAUUCCUGCACUCAUCAUGUGCGAAUUACCAAAGACAGACGAAUAAACGUGCUUUCUAUCGAUUAAGGUUUUUGUAAAAAUAUGUAGACUCUUUCCAAAUUGAAAGAGAUUACUCUUAACAUUUUAUUUGGAUUUAAAAAAAUAAUAAUCUUGAAUUAUAAUGACUUCAAUCUCGUUUUAUUUAUUUUUUCAUUAUUAUUGCUUGGCCCUAAUCCUCUUCCAUAACAUAUUAGUUUUAUUGUAUUUUUAAAUCAAAGUAAUGCAGUAUUUUGAGUAUAAGAGACUUCUUUCAAAAACAUAAAAAAAUGUAAUUAAUUGAAAAAACAAACCCCAAACUUUUGAACAGUAGUUCCUUAAAGUGAACCCUUAAAAAUGUGUUCACACCAGUAUUGUUUCAACUUUUCAGAGCAGUUUACGUAUAU